AUGAGCGACUGCUGCGGCAGAAGCGGAACGGUGCGUCCGCCUGAUGAUGUCGAAAGCGGGGAUGGCGACGACGAGUGUUUUGUGCCGCUUUCCCCGGUAUUGCUCGACCCUUCCGGGGUUCCCGCCCUCGAAUGCCGCGCUACAGGGACGGGUGUUGGGGAGGAUUUAACUCCACUUCGGGGUAUGAAACAGCAGGUCGUCGUUAAAACCAUUGGGCAAGUGAUGCGGGUCAAGUGGGAGGCAAAUGGCAACUACUCGAGCGACGUUCAGGGCCAGGCGGAUGGAGGACAACUCGUCAAGAAGAGGAGGCCGGUGACGGUGGACACAUCCAAAGCCAAAACAUCUCUGGAGGGACUGAAGAUCAGCAUAAAACAGCUCAAGUGGAAAGAGAUUCCCACAGGAAGACGAGCACCGUGUGACAUCUACUGGCACGGCGGUUCCUUCCACGACAAUGAGAACAUCACGUCCGGCCAGGUUAACAAAUUCCCAGGAAUGCUGGAAAUGUCGCGGAAGAUAAACCUGAGCCGGGCGGUGCGCAUUAUGCAGGAGCUGUUCCCCGUAGAGUACGACUUCUACCCGCGCUCGUGGAUCCUGCCCGAUGAGUACCAACAGUUCUCCGCGCAGAUUCGCACGGUGAAGGAGUGCGACGGUGCACUCAGCCCAACGUUCAUCGUCAAGCCUGACGGCGGUUGUCAGGGCGAAGGCAUCUACCUCAUCCGCGACCCCGCUGAGCUGAGACCAGCGCCGGCGGGCGCACAGACCCGACAGGUGGUAGUGCAGGAGUACGUCCGCAAGCCGCUGCUGAUCGACAAGCUCAAGUUCGACAUCCGCCUCUACGUGCUUCUCAAGUCGCUGGAGCCGCUGGAGAUUUACAUUGCCAAGGAAGGCUUGACGCGUUUCUGUACCGAACCCUACGAGGAACCGAGCCAGAAGAACCUGAGCCACGUCUUUAUGCACCUGACCAACUACUCGCUCAAUGUGCACAGCGAAAACUUCGUGCACUCAGAAAGCCAGAGCACUGGAAGCAAGCGCACGCUCUCCAGCGUCUUGCGGCGGCUGGCCGACAAGGGCGCGGACGUCAAGAGGGUUUGGUCGGACAUCAUCGCCCUGGUCAUCAAGACAGUCGUCGCCGUGGUGCCUCAACUCAAAGUUUACUACCAGGCUGACAUCCCGCCUGGGAAACCCGGACCCUCCUGCUUCCAGAUCUUGGGUUUUGAUAUCCUCUUGAUGAAGAAUCUGAAGCCCGUUCUUCUGGAGGUCAACGCCAACCCCAGCAUGCGCAUCGAACACGAGCAGGAGGUGUCGCCUGGCGUGUACGAGUGCGUUCCCAGCCCAGUGGACGAGGAGGUGAAAGUGGCUGUGAUCAGGGACACGCUGCGUCUGGUGGACCCCAGACUCAAGAGAGCGCCUUUUUCCCAGCGGAAGUUGUCGGGCACAGAAGACUCCCCGGGCGACCCUCCGCUCACGAAUCACCCUGACGCCAUGCCCUCGCCAUGCCUCAAGCAGGUGUACCCCAAGUACAGCCGGCAGUUCAACUACCUUCGGCUGGUAGAGCGCAUCGCCGCCCUCUUUGUCCGUUUUCUCGGUGUCAAAGGGAACAUGCGUCUCGGGCCCACCGCCUUCAGAACAUUCAUUAGGAACUGCAAGCUGAGUAGCAGCAACUUCACCAUGGCAUCCGUGGACAUCCUCUAUAUUGACAUCACGCGGCGCUGGUCCGGAGCCUUGCCUGACUCGCGGGAAGCGGGCAUGGGCUUGCAGGCCUUCGUAGAGGCAUUCUUCUACCUGGCAGCGCGCAGGUUCAAGUCCCAGACGGCACGCGAGCAAGCCGUGUCCCUCCUGGAUGCGUGCGAGGCGCAGCUGGAGACACCGCCGCAGGCCCCCGAGGAGCGCCGCUCGCUCAGCUGCGGUCGGGCACCUUCCCGCGGGGUGGCGCUCAAGCCGGGGAUCCGCUUCCGGCACCCACCCCGCGACGGGCCUCGAGCCGGGAAGGCCGCGGCUCCGAAACUCGGUCGCGAGACGCCGACGACUGACUUGGCCCGCCUUCACUUUUGCCUGGCGACUGCAUGCACACGGGGUGGGCAAACACGAGGUUGGAGAUCCGGCCCACACAGGACUGACUUUGCCGACGGUAUUUGA
Molecule: messenger RNA, 2136 nt
Organism: Nerophis lumbriciformis (worm pipefish)
Lineage: Eukaryota; Metazoa; Chordata; Actinopteri; Syngnathiformes; Syngnathidae
Source: RefSeq, a predicted model, not a curated record